AUGGCCACCAAAUCGCUCGGCAAACACCGCAAGUCCCACAUGGAGGAGGGGACCUAUAAGUGUUCCGAGUGCGGGGAGACCUUCCCAAAAAACUCAGCCUUCGUAGCCCAUCUCAGGACCCACAAGGGCCAACCCCCCUACCGGUGCUCCAGCUGCGGCGAAGCCUUCUUGGACAGCUCGUCCUUCCAGCGCCAUCGGAAAAAGCACUUGGCGGCGAAACCCUACCAGUGCUCUGACUGCGAAGCCGGCUUCACCGCCCACUCGGCGCUCCUCCUCCAUCAGAAGAGCCACGUAGGAGCCAGGCCCUACGUCUGCUCCGACUGCGGGAAAGGUUUCCGGGACAACACCACCCUCCGUAGGCACCAUCGUAUCCAUACGGGCGAGAAACCCUAUAGGUGCUCUUACUGCGAGAAGAGCUUCCGGGCCAGUUCCACCCUCAUCAUCCACCGGCGGAUCCACACCGGUGAGAAACCGUAUAAAUGCACCAAGUGCCCCAAGUGCUUCAUGUCCAGCUCGUCCCUCCGGAAGCAUCUGCGGACGCAUCUCCGCAAGGAGCUGCUGGUGGGUCCCAAACAAUGA
Molecule: messenger RNA, 579 nt
Organism: Tauraco erythrolophus (red-crested turaco)
Lineage: Eukaryota; Metazoa; Chordata; Aves; Musophagiformes; Musophagidae
Source: RefSeq, a predicted model, not a curated record